GCGCCAUGUUCCCAACGUCAGCUCUUCGUAUGAGUUUCAGCUUUGUUCCAGUGUGGUUGGUUACCAGACACUGUGAAGAAUAUUUCAUUUUUUUUUUUCAUUUUUCUUCAACCGAAAGACAUUAAGCUCAUGUGAGCUGCAUUAAAUCAGAUGGUAAAAGAUCGCAAAUUCUUGUUACGUGGUGAAGAAUAUAUUGCUGUGGCGACUAACGGUGAGAAUCGAGGCAGUCUUUCCAGGAGACGUCGGGGACCGUUUGGCGGAAGUACCCCGAAGAUAAGUAUGAUCACCAGGAAACGGGGACGCAUCGGCGAAAAUGGGAGAAAUGGAGCAAGGAGUCCUGCGACUGCAGCAUUACGGGAGCCCGCAGAGACGACUGACAGCCAGCAGGCAUCUGUCUGUCAACAGUUUUCGUCAGAAAGCGAAGACGCAUCCGGCUUGGACCUGGAGGAUUUCCUGGGCUUGGACGGCCUGAACUGGACCUUGGACGAUGACGCGCUGUCGCCGCUUCUCGACAUUACAGGGGCCGCCACCACGAAUGCCGACGAAGACGAUCAUGCGGAAAUCGGAGCUUCGCCCUCGCGGAUAGAGGAGCUCUCCGCCCCCCUGAAGAUCAGAGGUCCUGCUCAGAAGACCCAGAAGCUAGAAGAGAGCUUCCCUGGGCGGAUCAACAAGAACGCGAUUGCUGCGAGAAUGAACCGCCUUAAGAAGAAAGAAUACGUGAAUGGAUUGGAGAAAAAAGUUGGCACUUUGGUAACUGAAAACUGUAGCCUUAGGCAGGAAAACUCAAAACUGAACAAAAGAGUGGAGGAACUGGAAGACGAGACAAGGAGUCCAACAAGAAUGACCACGACUAUGCCCUACCUAGAAAGAGGGUAAAGGUGGACGAGAAGGAGACGGCGGGUGGCAUCUGCCUGCACGUCGAUACGAACCACGUCUCAGUGGAAUUCUGCAGUAAAUGUGCGGAGAGCGCAAGCUCCUCACUUAAAAUGUGAUCUGCCAUGGCGGAUUGGUGGGUGACUGCACAUCCACGACUUCAUGACACCAUGUGGAUUCUGCUCUGGGGAAUGCUGAAGAAACGGGACCACCUGCUGGCAUCUUGGCCUGAUAUUUGUUAAAAGGUAGUAUAAGAGAUGGUGUAAGUUUGUGGGUUUUACUGGCAUCUCACAGCACCACAACUUUUAAAAUAUCAGAGUUAACCCAUCAUGCCUUGGAUUCAUUGGUAUAUACUGAGGCAGUUUUCUUUUCAAUGUACACUUGCAGUUGUACAGAAAUGGCCAGGUAAUUUUGAAAUGGUACAAAGCAGAGAAAAUCAUUUUAAAGCAUAAAUGCAUGAUUUUCUGGAAAUAUUUAGGUGAUGUUAUACAGGCUUCAUUAAGAUGUCGCUGGUUUGCAUAUAUAGGUGGGGUUCCUAAGAUUGUCACAGAGCAAUAUUUUGUGGCAGCCAAAGCCUUUGUCCUGAGUUUCUUUUGUUUCUGUUCAAAUGUUUAAAAUGUAAGCCAUGUUUCAAUUACUUGAGUUAACACAGAAUGAUUUCACAAUAAAUCCCAUUUUAACAUACACUCA
Paramormyrops kingsleyae is the source of this 1563-nucleotide messenger RNA. It is a transcript of the gene crebzf, whose product is annotated as CREB/ATF bZIP transcription factor. Gene Ontology annotation, biological process: regulation of DNA-templated transcription. Lineage: Eukaryota; Metazoa; Chordata; Actinopteri; Osteoglossiformes; Mormyridae. Gene Ontology annotation, molecular function: DNA-binding transcription factor activity. The record is from RefSeq and is a predicted model, not a curated record.